AAGAGACACAAGCGGAGAGAGAGAGAGAGAGAGAGAGAGAGAGAGGGAGAGAGAGGAAGGGACGUGGAAGGCACAGCCAGCGAGAGACGUGGGGACAGGACACUGAGACUGUCCCGGUGUUGUCCACCCGUCAAAUCCACGGCUACGACCGGUAACGGCUUCUUGGUUUAGCCCCGGAACCGAGCGUUAGCUACCAGGGACGUGACAACGCAGCAGAGGAGGUGAAACAAGAAGAAAAGAGGAAAAACACCCGGACGUGGUUUCCCCCGGUUUCCCUGUGAGGUCAUAGCUCCUGUGGCCACCAACUUCAUUCCUGCCUCCUCCGGGGUCUUUGCUGUUUCCUGGUCACCUAUCUUGGGAUGUUGGCGUUGUUCUGUGGCAGUUGCCAUGGAGAUAGACAGGUUCCUUUUGUAGACCAUUUAACACACAACCUCCAGAUGUUGUGCCAAAUGCAGCUUGUCCACACGGGCAGAAUUAGACAAGGACCCGCACAGAGGUGCUGUGCAGCUCAACUUCCUGUUUCACUGUGUUUGACAACAUCGCAGCAGGAACUAUAGGACUUCCUAUUCCUGAGGAACAUCUUGCUCCGCCUCUUGGCACUCCUGAGGACCUACUUGACCAGUUGCACAAAACUUAGUCAAGACUCUUGCCCUCCAACAUCGCAACCAUGCGGCACAUUGACGUGGAAUUGGCCGACAAAAAGGCUCCAUCAGAGCUUCCAGCCCGGGAGGGAGACCUGCCUCCACCGACAGAACCAACACAAAGCAUAGACCCUGGGGUCAGACCGGGGGCGCCGAGACCCUUUGGUCAAGAGGAGUUGCGGCUUCAAAAGGUCUACCAGCUCUCCAUUUUCUCCCAGUUGGGGGGAUUUUCUACCUCCACAGAAUCCAACACUGAUACUCAACAGAGACCUGUCCGGCUGGGUGUGAAACGGGGGCUAGAGGAGCCUCAGUUGACUUGUAAGCGUCCUCACCUGGGAGAUGCCUCCGACGGGGAGGAACUGGAGGGAGGGGUGCUGUGUGGGCCGGUACCAGCGGAAGAUGUUGGAAUAGGAUUAGCGACAGGUCCUAGUGGGCCUGGUUCUGUUUUCUCUUGCACACAGAUGGAGCACAGGGACUCUGAGGGGGGGCCUUUACCCAAAUCUCCACCCCUCUCCCCAAGCCACACCCCCUCCAGGCGCCCUACUCAGCACAAUCAUGAUAAGCCCAUUCCUGAUAUAUUUGCUCCGCUGUCACCUAAAUCGACCCCGAUGUGCGACCCACAUGGGCGUCUCUGUGACCAGGGCCACUCCUUUGGAAGCUCCGCCAGGACUGAGUCUCCUAAUGGGGGCCGCACACCCACCUUCUCUCUAGGCAGCCCUGCACAUGACAGCUGUAGUAAUAGCUCAUCUGGAGGUCAACCCAUCCCCCACAUAUAUGAAAUGUCCACAUACGAAACUCCCAACCCUGCCAGUCCCACUAGCCCCCCAGGCCCCUUCUCUCCCCCACACCACUCAGAGCUGCAGGAACCAGGGGAGGCAACCGAAUGGGAAGUUGGACUUGAAUCCUCGCCACCUGAGCGAAGUGCCACCCAGGCUGCCUCGUCCUCCUCUAAAGGCCUGGCUCCCUGGGAGAAAACGCCCAGCAGUAUUGGCCACCGUAUUUCCUCUGGAGGUCACUGGCCGGCCAAAAAGAGGCUGCUUUCCCCAACCGACACUGGGGAGUCGUGUUCAGAAGAUGAGGGACCCUCCACAUCCAAGAGAAGCAGGCUGUCACUGCUGGCUCCAGGACUUGGUCCUGCCUCAUGUCGCAGCACUGAUGCCAAAGCUGCUCCGUACUGGAACCACCUGCUGCCCUCUGCAUGGGACCAGUCUAAGACUGCCACAGACUGCACAAGAUCAGGGAGACGACUGAAAAGUGGACUGCGGAUAAAAAGUCGGCAGCUGCGUAGUGGCAGACACACAGACACCGGACGCUCCACACGCUCCAGCUGGCCCUCAUCCUCCAUCAGCAGAUCACUACUUGUCAACUUUGAGGAGUCGAUACUGAAGGGACGCUUCUCUCCGUCUGGCUGGAUCGAAGGCUUCACGGCAGAGCUCGGGGCCAGCGGCUCCUACUGCCCUCAGCACGUCACCCUGCCUGUGCAGGUCACAUACUACGACAUCUCCGAGCAUAGCGCUCCCUCGCCCUUUCUGGGGGUGAUUUCCCUCGAGCCUCUGGGAAAGAAAGGAUAUAGCAUACCCAAAGCAGGGACCAUUCAAGUGACCUUAUUUAAUCCCAACAAAACUGUGGUGAAGAUGUUCCUGGUGACCUACAACUUUGGCGACAUGCCCGUCAAUCACAUGACCUUCCUGCGCCAUCGUAUCUUCCUGAUGCCUGGGGAGGAGGGGGUGGAGGGGAAAGGCGAGGUGUCUCCAGGGGGCGGAGCAUUAGAGAGGAAGAAGAUUCUCUGCUACCUGAUGCAUCUCAGAAUCCAGAGCUCCAAAUCUGGGAAGAUCUACUUGCACAACGAUAUCCGGCUGCUAUUCUCCCGCAAAUCCAUCGACGUGGACACGAGGAUCCCUUACGAGCUGAAAUCUUUCACCGAGGUGCCAAGAAGCCCUAAAUACUCCCCCCGCGUUUGACCCCAGCUUGACCCUUCGAUCCUCACGGACCCUCCGGUGCUUCCUAAAGAGGAGGGAGGGGAACGGACAGACUGCUAGAAUGAUGAUGGACACAAAACUUGAUUAAGACUGGAUGAGACAUGCCACAUGCACACAGGACUCACUUGCACAUAUCACACACUUUCGGCCAUUGGAAAAGUCUCACUUUUGAUGCACGUAUUCUCCGUUUGCAAAUUUCGAAUCGAGAUAUAAACUGUCACUCCAACAAACACGGCAUUCCUGGUAUCUUCCAUUCACUGAAAAUAUUUAAAAACUGACAUAUUUGUACGGGAGCAGUGGAGUUUGCAUGCAGUCAAAAGCAGGACUUUUUCAACACCUGAACAAAGACAGAUACACACAAACACACACUCGCACACCAAAUCCCACGAUCACAGCACAUACCACACGCGUCACGGCUGAAAACGCCUGGUGGCGACUCUCUGAGUUCAGUGUUAACAUGCAUGCCUUGUGACUUAAACACCUGAAUUUUCCUCUAGUGCCGUAUCACACUGUCCUUCACUCUGCCUGCAGCUCCGACCGCCUCAUCGGACCAAUCAGUUCCACAGCUUUGGAUUUGACAAAAAGACACAAACAAUGAGCACAUCCCUGCUUGUUGGGGGAUGAUGAUGAUGAUGAUGACCCCCCCAACCCCCAAAUCCCCACCCUUUGCACACUCACACACUUUCUGGGGAUGAGCAGAGACAGGAAACGCGAGAAGAAGCGAAGGGCGGAAUGGGAAUCAGCCAUCUUGAUUGGAUGUUUGAUCAUUUGACACACAGUAAAAACCGCACCAACACAAUUCGAUCAAACUCAGGACGUCCGUUACACAAUAGAUUUCUCCUUUUUACCAUUUCACUUACAAUGGUACAGACCACUGUGAAGCUAGAGGGUCAUAGCAUGUCAUGAAAAAGAGGGGAGUUCAGUUCAUGCGAUGUAGCCAGACUGAGGGACACUGUGCUCUUUUCUUUCUUUUUUUAAAUUUCUUUUUUUAAUUCUGUGGGAGCAGAAAAGAAAAAAGACGAGCUGUAGUAUUUUUAAUUUAUGUUUUUUCGCAAAUGUCUUAAUAAGCAAUAUACUGCACAAAGUAGAGUGUGUUUUUCAGUCGGACGAGCUUUCUCUCUGAAGGGAGGGGGAGAGAGGAAAGCAGAGAAUA
This is a messenger RNA of Limanda limanda (common dab), 3773 nucleotides long. It is a transcript of the gene atosb, whose product is annotated as atos homolog protein B. Bases 668 to 2602 code for a protein of 644 amino acids. The record is from RefSeq and is a predicted model, not a curated record. Lineage: Eukaryota; Metazoa; Chordata; Actinopteri; Pleuronectiformes; Pleuronectidae. The transcript has 9 exons.